CUCGGCUUGCGGGCUGCUACUUCCGGGUCAGAGGUCGGACGGUCCUGCGCGACGUGGGCCAUGGUGCAGCUCAGGCCACGCGCGUCCCGCGCCCCGGCGUCGGCGUCGGCGAUGUUGCCCAGCAGCGGCGCGGCCGCCGAGCCCUUGGAGGAAGACGGGGACGGGGACGGGGACGAGUGGGACGACGAGGCCCCAGAGGAGCUGACUUUCGCCAGCGCCCAAGCGGAAGCGAGGGAAGCGGAGCGGCGAGUCCGGGAGACGGCGCGCAGGGAUAAAACACUCCUGAAGGAGAAGAGGAAGCGGCGCGAGGAGCUGUUCAUUGAACAAAAGAAAAGGAAACUCCUUCCAGACACUGUUCUAGAGAAGUUAACUGCAGCUUCACAGACAGACAUAAAGAAAUCACCAGGAAAGUUAAAAGAAGAUAAUUUGCAGAAGAAAAAUGAAGAAUGUGAAAAAGGAAGUGAGUCCAAGAAAGUUAAAGAAAAAGUACAGUCUAUUGGCCAGAAUAAAAGCUACGUGGCUCGAAGGCUAAAAGAUCAAGAUCUGAGAGAUUCAAGGCAACAAGCAGCCAUAGCCUUCAUACAGAAUUCUCUGUAUGGUCCAGGAACCAACAGGACUACUGUAAAUAAGUUCCUGUCUCUUAACAAUAAGAGGUUACCAGUGAAAAAGGCUGCAGUCCAGUUUUUGAAUAAUGGUUGGGGAACCCAGAAAAAACAAAAUGCCAAGAGGUUUAAAAGACGGUGGAUGGUCAGAAAGAUGAAAACUUCUAAGAAGUAAAUCAAAGCUAAAUGAUGAAUGAGAACUUUGUAUGUAUGGAACUUACAGUUAUUUAGUUUAGAAGGUUAAUUUGUCUUUAAAAAUCUAAUAAAUCAUUUUAAAGGAU
Molecule: messenger RNA, 883 nt
Organism: Myotis davidii
Lineage: Eukaryota; Metazoa; Chordata; Mammalia; Chiroptera; Vespertilionidae
Gene: NOL7
Product: nucleolar protein 7
Exons: 9
Coding region: 61-777 (238 amino acids)
Cellular component (GO): nucleus
Molecular function (GO): RNA binding
Source: RefSeq, a predicted model, not a curated record